Molecule: messenger RNA, 1516 nt
Organism: Owenia fusiformis
Lineage: Eukaryota; Metazoa; Annelida; Polychaeta; Sabellida; Oweniidae
Source: the annotation of a GenBank genome assembly
GGUGUAUACAUAAAUAGUUGAAAAUAGUUGUAUAUAUAGCACGCGCCGGCGGUAAUUUUUUUUUUUUUUUUUUUUUUCAUUUAACGUUACAACUAAGUGUGUUGGUGCGUUAGCCAUCUAGUAUUUCAUUCUAUAGUUUUAUUACGUCGCGCACAACAUGGCAACCGGAUAUUCCGAUGAGAUACCUGAAACCAGGGAAAGACAUGUAAAUUACCAUGAAACAUCCAUGCAAGCUGAUGACUUGAUUGAAAAGAUGUCAACACUUACAACACAACCACCACUAAAAUUCACAGAUGAACUGCAAAUGAACAGGCCAAGCAGAAUCACCAAACGACCUACAAUCGCAGAUAGACAUCUUCGCGAACAGCUGCUAGAGCUCGAAAAACAACUUAGAGAUAAGGACCAGGAGUACAAACAGAUGGAGGAGCACUAUAGAUCAAUGUUGCUGCAGAAACAGGAAAAAUCGCUGGCGCAAGAUAAUCAUGAAGUAUCAUUUGAUCUGACACAGGAAGCCAGGACAUCUACUCCGAAAGCUCCACAUCAAGAGGUCUACAGGAAAGAGCCAAAAAUCAGUAAAUUCAGUGGUAAAGCUGACCAAGAUGUCAAUGAAUGGAUCGAUGAUGCCAAGAGAGCUAUUAAAAAAGUUCGCAAAGAGGAUAUCUAUGACUACAUAAUGAUGAAUCUGGAGGGAAUGCCAAAAAAGGAAGUCCGGCACCUUGGUGAUAAUGCUUACCCAGAGGAAAUCUUCACAACUUUGAAACGAGUUUAUGGUGGACACCAGACCAAACACACGGCACUACAAGAGUUCUUGAACACAAAGCAACAGAGUACUGAAGACAUCAAAAGCUAUAGUCAAAGAUUAAUGACACAACAAGAACAACUUCAGAACACCAACGAUGAUUUCCUGGGAAUGGAGGACACUUCAAAACUAAUGAAGACCCAAUUCGCCAGUGGAGUGUCUUCAGAGAUGAUGCGCCUCAUGCUUCACAACAAGCUGAAAGAACGUCCAAACAUCACUUUCACUGCCCUGAGAGAGGAAGCUUUCAUGAUUGAAGAACGAAUAAAGAUGAGACCAAUAACCGAAACCAAACAGGAACCAAUAAAGACUUCCUCUCCAGAAUCAAAAGCCAUAGAAGACCUGAUUCAAAAACAAGUACAAAAAGAAGUACAAUCUGCCUUUACCUCCGCAACAUCCGACAACCAAAGAAACUUUCCCAACAGAAGAGGUAGAGGAGCAUAUCACAACAGUUACCAUAGUCGAAAUCACUGGGACAACUAUCAGCUCGAUCAAAAUGAAAAUCACAAUUUCUACAAUCCACAAACUAGGAGAGGUAGAGGCUACUCAAAUACAUAUGCAAAUAGAAACUACUUCUAUCGUGACAGAGAGUCUGGGUACCCGAGAGGUAUAGGAUCACCAAACACAGAUUACCAGAAUAAUGAUGGAAGAGCCAACCAAUGGGGAAACCGAAACAGCUACAGAGACGCACAUAAUCCUCCAACGGAGCCAAAAAACUAG